Messenger RNA from Rattus norvegicus (Norway rat), 6032 nucleotides. RefSeq names its product anoctamin 6 (gene Ano6). Gene Ontology annotation, biological process: phospholipid translocation; activation of blood coagulation via clotting cascade; plasma membrane phospholipid scrambling. The record is from RefSeq and is a predicted model, not a curated record. Gene Ontology annotation, molecular function: protein homodimerization activity; identical protein binding; phospholipid scramblase activity. Gene Ontology annotation, cellular component: plasma membrane; cholinergic synapse; membrane. Lineage: Eukaryota; Metazoa; Chordata; Mammalia; Rodentia; Muridae.
UUGUCAAUCCUGUUAGUUUUUCUGUGUUGUCAAAGGAAGAGGGGAGACAGUGGGUGCUGCCAUUCCUUGCUCAUGGUCUGUUCCUCUCUUGACCUCAAAGGCAUGGGGACCUAGAGGAGAAGGAAUCUUCCGGAUUCUCAGCCACAUUCUCUUUCCUGGCUGCUCUCCUGAGGGCUAUGAAUCACUUCUAUUGGGAGGAGAAGGGACUGGCUUUGCUGAGAGUCACAACCAAGCCCCUGGGGCAUGAAUCAGAAGUCCUGUGAAGCCAGAAACCCCACAGGUGGCUUAUGCUAGGCUCCAGCUUCUCGGUCUUGAAACCCUAGCUGGAGAAAUCUCGCUCUAGAAUCUCUUCCCUGUGAAUAGUCAGAGCACCUAGAGUGAUAUGGAAGGGCGAAAGUUAAGGCUUGUUUUGUUCUCAGGUCAAGGGGCAGGAGGGCAUGAGAACAAACUUUGAUCUCAUUUGCUGUUGAAAACAGUCCUCUUGCUCAGUGUCCUGUAUUAGGCUGUACGUCCUAGGAUGGCAUCUCAACUUACUUUUAUAUCCAUUACCUGUGGUUCCUGGCCAGACGGGAGUCUUCUUUAUGGGUGAUGUUCCUGACUCCAGGAGACCUUUUCUAGCUCCUCAUACUCCUCUACCAUCCGGUCUGGUGCUGGAAAACUUCGACCAGACCAUAGUCUGCUCCACCUUUGGAUCACUGGAGAGCCAGGAGGACUUCCGCACUCCAGAGUUUGAAGAGUUUAACGGAAAGCCUGACUCGCUCUUUUUCACCGAUGGCCAGAGACGGAUCGACUUCGUCCUCGUGUACGAAGACGAGAGCAAGAAGGAGAACAAUAAGAAAGGGACAAAUGAGAAACAGAAGAGGAAAAGGCAAGCAUACGAAUCUAACCUCAUCAGCCACGGCCUGCAGCUGGAAGCCACAAGAUCUGUUUCUGAUGACAAGCUUGUGUUCGUCAAAGUGCAUGCGCCCUGGGAAGUGCUGUGCACCUAUGCUGAGAUCAUGCACAUCAAGCUCCCACUAAAGCCCAAUGACCUGAAGACUCGUUCCACCUUUGACACCUUCAACUGGUUCACCAAGGUCCUCCGUGUGAACGAGAGUGUCAUCAAGCCGGAGCAGGAGUUCUUCACUGCCCCCUUUGAGAAGAGCCGGAUGAAUGACUUCUACAUCCUUGACAGAGACUCCUUCUUCAAUCCCGCCACCAGAAGUCGCAUUGUUUAUUUCAUCCUCUCUCGGGUCAAAUACCAAGUGAUGAACAACGUUAACAAAUUUGGGAUUAAUAGACUGGUCAGUUCUGGCAUCUACAAAGCAGCGUUCCCUCUGCACGACUGCAAAUUCAACUAUAAGUCGGAAGACCCCAACUGUCCUAGCGAGCGUUACCUCCUGUACAGGGAAUGGGCUCACCCUCGGAGUAUAUACAAGAAACAGCCCUUGGAUCUUAUCAGGAAGUAUUACGGAGAGAAGAUUGGAAUCUACUUCGCGUGGCUGGGCUAUUAUACGCAGAUGCUCCUUCUAGCAGCUGUGGUGGGCGUGGCCUGCUUCCUCUAUGGAUAUCUUAAUCAGGAUAACUGCACUUGGAGCAAAGAGGUCUGUGAUCCUGACAUCGGUGGCCAGAUCCUGAUGUGUCCCCAGUGUGACAGGUUGUGUCCGUUCUGGAGGCUGAAUAUCACCUGUGAAUCCUCUAAGAAAUUGUGCAUCUUUGACAGUUUUGGAACCCUGAUCUUCGCUGUAUUUAUGGGAGUGUGGGUUACAUUGUUUUUGGAGUUCUGGAAGCGGCGCCAAGCAGAGCUUGAGUAUGAAUGGGACACUGUUGAGCUACAGCAAGAGGAACAGCCCCGGCCAGAGUAUGAGGCCCAGUGCAAUCACGUGGUAAUAAACGAGAUCACUCAGGAGGAGGAGCGUAUCCCAUUUACCACCUGUGGGAAGUGUAUCCGGAUCACCCUGUGUGCGAGCGCUGUCUUCUUCUGGAUCCUGCUCAUCAUCGCCUCUGUGAUUGGGAUCAUUGUCUACAGGCUGUCCGUGUUCAUCGUGUUCUCCACGACGCUCCCCAAGAACCCCAAUGGGACAGACCCAAUCCAGAAGUACCUGACCCCACAGAUGGCCACGUCCAUCACGGCUUCCAUUAUUAGUUUCAUCAUCAUCAUGAUCCUCAACACGAUCUACGAGAAGGUGGCCAUCAUGAUCACCAACUUUGAACUCCCAAGGACCCAGACUGAUUAUGAGAACAGCCUGACCAUGAAGAUGUUCUUGUUCCAGUUUGUCAACUACUACUCCUCCUGCUUCUACAUCGCAUUCUUCAAGGGCAAAUUUGUCGGCUAUCCGGGGGACCCGGUGUACUGGCUGGGCAAAUACAGAAACGAAGAGUGUGACCCGGGGGGCUGCCUCCUUGAACUGACUACACAGCUGACGAUCAUCAUGGGGGGAAAGGCGAUCUGGAACAACAUACAAGAAGUUCUGCUCCCGUGGGUUAUGAAUCUAAUUGGACGAUAUAAAAGAGUCUCGGGAUCAGAAAAGAUAACCCCACGAUGGGAACAGGAUUACCAUCUGCAGCCCAUGGGCAGGCUGGGAUUGUUCUAUGAGUACCUUGAAAUGAUUAUUCAGUUUGGGUUCGUCACCUUAUUUGUGGCCUCUUUCCCACUGGCUCCCCUGCUGGCCCUGGUGAACAAUAUACUGGAGAUAAGAGUGGAUGCGUGGAAGCUUACAACACAGUUUCGACGCAUGGUGCCAGAGAAAGCCCAGGAUAUCGGCGCGUGGCAGCCCAUCAUGCAAGGAAUAGCCAUCCUGGCCGUGGUGACCAACGCCAUGAUCAUUGCCUUCACCUCAGACAUGAUCCCCCGCCUGGUGUACUAUUGGUCCUUCUCCAUCCCUCCCUAUGGGGACCACACUUACUACACCAUGGACGGCUACAUCAACAACACUCUCUCGGUCUUCAACAUCACCGACUUCAAAAAUACAGACAAAGAAAACCCGUACAUUGGGCUUGGCAACUACACCCUGUGCAGGUACCGUGACUUCCGAAACCCACCCGGGCACCCACAAGAGUAUAAACACAACAUCUACUAUUGGCACGUGAUUGCCGCCAAGCUGGCUUUUAUCAUUGUUAUGGAGCACGUCAUCUACUCUGUGAAGUUCUUCAUUUCGUACGCAAUUCCGGAUGUGUCGAAGAUCACGAAAAGCAAGAUCAAGAGGGAGAAAUACCUCACACAGAAGCUGCUUCACGAGAGUCACCUCAAAGACCUGACCAAAAACAUGGGGCUCAUCGCCGAGAGGAUAGGAGGAGUGGCUGACAGCAGCGUGAGGCCGAAACUCGAAUGAGAGAGCGCUUUACGGUCCUGAGAAGCACUUUAAAAGUAAUUAGCUGUCAGGCGUGUUGUGAAUCACUAGAGAGGACGGUGCAAAUGGAGUCCUCGCCUUACCCAUUUCCGCCCUAUAUGGUUGUUUUUCAGUUUCAGCUAGCAACGCAGGAACUGGAGAAGGGAAAAACUUUGAUCAGGAAGGGCAUAAAACCGCCUACCUGGAGGACCUGACUCUGUCCCCUCCUUUGAUAAAUUGGUAACAGAGAAAGCCUCCAGGUGGGCCCAAGUCCUCUCAGGGGGAGGGGAGGAGGCUUUGCUUUCCUGACCUCAGGUGCAGAGUUCCUUUUCUGUUCUUAAUUUUGCCAAAUCUAUCCCAGACCUAUUUCAUCCGGAUGGCACCGCCACCAAAGACCAGGCAGACCUCAGCCUUAAUCGCAUUUGUGUUAUCAACAACAGCCAGCUCAGGAUUGAGUUUGGAUGCUGUUGGGAGGUGCCAGGUAGACUCCAGAGUUCACAGUACUUCGCGUCUUACUGUACCCCAGGGAAGGAGACUCCGCUGCCUAUGGAGCCGCUUCUGUAUCUCUUCAGCCUUCCACCUCCAAGAAAAGCUCGUCUUCGAUUGCCGUGAAGAUGGAGGGCAUUGAAUGAAGCCUGUCUCCGUCACCCCGCGGGGACAUCUGCUUUCUAGCAGUACUCCCAGCAUGCUCUGGGCCUGACCAAUGAUGACUGGCUUUCAGAUCUUAAGGGAGUAAGAGGAGAAGGUAGUAAACUCUUACUGAUCUGAACGGUUAAUUUACCUCUUCUUGAUAUGUAAGUUUCUUGGUAGGAUGAUAAUCAAAUGAUCAUGACUGUACCGUCCUCAACAGAAUGGGCUGGGAAGCCCAUCAACUUCAUGCAGAAGGCAGGCACUACCAAUCACCAAGCGCCUUCUGCCCGUCUCGCUGAGAAGACUGGUGGCCUGACGACGCUGGGCAUAGUCAGAGCAGCAGCCAGUAACCCAAUCACUAGCCAUGUCCUGUGAUCCUUCUGCGGUCCCGCGUCACUCACAGGGAUUCCCACUGCCUUCUCUGCUUGCCGCUGUGACCAGCUUCCUUGCGGGCUCUGUCCCUUUCCUAGGCCUGCUAACUCAUUGUAAUCACAACUGUGCCAGAGACAAGUCUACCCCGAUCGUUGCCCAGGAUUCGAUUUGAGCCCCAAGCCUCCUCUCAGGCCAUCAGGGAGAUUCUGGGAAGGCUGGUUUAUCUGCUGGUGGCUCGCUGCUAAGCCUUAGCUUCCUGGUGCCCUCCCUCCCUGUUGCUUGACUGAAGUUUCUCCGCAGCCUAUACAUGCCCGGCCUUUCCUCCAUUACCUCUGAUAUCUCGCACCCUGGACUGAUAACAGAGGUCAGGGCAGGGUGAAGAAGGGAGGCCCUGCCUCACACCAUUUCGGGAUUGGGCCUCUGCUGACUGGCAUGGUGGGAAAUGGCUUGGGUGACCAGGAGCCGAGCCAAGGAAAGUGAAUGGUUUGAGAGGCUGCCGUCUCAACACUGAGCUGAAGCAGCUCUAAUUCCUGGUUUUAAAUGCCCACCGGGAAUGGCUUACUAGAGAAUCAACAUGAUUAAUCAAAACAGUGUUCUGAGUUCAGCGGAAACAUUUCCCCUCCUCUCUUGUCCUGGGAGUCCAGGACCUGCCAUACAGUGUCUAACCACAGUUAAGCUAAGAUAGAAAUGACUGCCUUCCCCCACCCUCAAGGAAGGUUCUCACUCCACAGCUAAAACCAGGUGCCACUCCCUGCCCUUCCUCCCCCCACCCCCGGCCCCAUCCCAACUGCCCUGGAGUUCCUGCUCCCUUCGUUACCUCUUCUCCAGAGCCUGUGCUCACCUUCAGUCACACUUCACACCAUAGGAAAGGAGAUCUUUCCUCUCAUAACUCUCCCCUUCCUUUCUUUGUACAUACAAAGAAAACAUCGAAUUUAAAAAGUGCAUUUAUCCACGUGUACCCCCAGCCAAGAACUCCCUUCACAGUGCAGAAAGUACCACUGUGGACAGAAGAAACCAAACAAACCCUGCGUCUCUGAAGGGAACGUUCAUGGCGUCUGAUGCUACCAGAAUGCUGACCGGCAAAGUUGCCGUGGGCUAAAGGGUCCCACGGCAUCAGUAUCAUUCCUGUGAGACCUGUGCCAAGUUGGCGACGGAGAGGACAUCUGCGGUGGCAGUGAGAUAACCCCCCCCCCACCCCCAGCCCCAGGAAAGCCAAGGGCAUGACUGUGAGGGAAGAUCUGGCCACCCACCUGUCUAGCAUGAACCACUAGAGAAAGUCUGUCCUUUUGUAAUGCCUUUGCGUUUUAAUGGAUGAAAUCAGUAGACCCAGUACUCAGGGGAUUUUUCUUUAAAUGUUCCUUGGUUGUUUUAGGUGUCCCAUUAGAAGUAGAAGGCCACGGUUUGUCUUGAAAUUAAAUGAGGCCACCUGGUAAUGAGUCUGUCAAGGUUUCCCCUUUGCGGGGCACAUGGGUCUUGAGUUUCAUGGGGCACUCAUUUGUGAGGGGGGCAGAGUGGGGUGUGUUGGUCCCAUACUUGUCUGCUCCUUGUGUCCGCUCCAAUUACGUCUGAGAAGUGGAGACAGUGCUCACAGCUAAGCUAAGACAGAACUGAGGCUCAUGAUGCUUCCUGUAUCCUGUGUAAUGUUUGUAACUGAUGUUCGUUCAUUUCUAUGCCUUUUAAUAUUUUUAAUGAGCAUUUUAAUAAAUUCUGUUUUACAAACAA